Molecule: messenger RNA, 4436 nt
Organism: Sesamum indicum (sesame)
Lineage: Eukaryota; Viridiplantae; Streptophyta; Magnoliopsida; Lamiales; Pedaliaceae
Product: DNA (cytosine-5)-methyltransferase CMT3
Biological process (GO): negative regulation of gene expression via chromosomal CpG island methylation
Cellular component (GO): nucleus
Molecular function (GO): DNA binding; DNA (cytosine-5-)-methyltransferase activity; chromatin binding
Source: RefSeq, a predicted model, not a curated record
UCUCGGACAAGAAGUGGAGCGUCACUUCUUCACUUUCCAGCGUUGUUUUUACUUUUUAUCUUUUUGCUUUACUCUGUAAAUUCUGCACGCCCCUUUUCCUCUGAUCUCUCACUCAUCAUUCCCUCUUCCGUCCCCGCAUAUCCAGUAAGAGAUUCCGCUGAUGAAGACACGGCAAGAACUUCAGCAGCAGCCAUCCGCGUUGAGAAAAUCCCCCAGGCUUUCUUCUGCUGUUUCUUCCACUCAACCUUCUGCGAAGCCGAAGCCCAGAACCAAACCCAGACCAGAAGAUGCAUGGGCCUUGUCAUUGCACGUGGUGGAGCCGCAACCUUUGAAAAUCUGCCCUCCUUCUCAUGAAGAAGGUAAUUCCUCUCGCAGAUCGUCGCGAUUUACUACUAACAAGUACAGAACUCCGUCCCCCAAAAGCACCAGAAGCAGCAGCAGACCCAAAGUGGUUACAGCACUGGUUUUAUCUGAAUUGAGGAGGUCUCCGAGGUUUUCUUCUUCAUCAUCUGCUCCGGCGUUGACUUUAAGGAGUGGCAAGAAUUUGGGUUCCGGAGAAGCAGGGACCAAGAGACGGCGCCGUUCGGAGGAUAAAGAAGCUGAGCCGCGGGUCGUGAAGAAGGCAAAAGAGGGUUCUAGUGAUAGGAGUUUGAGGAGGUCUCUGAGGCUGAGUGGGGCCGGAAACGGAAUUGCAAACCUUCAGCUUAUUGCAUUGCCGGAACCAGGUCCCAAAUCUGUGUUGAGUGAGAAAUCCUUAAGAUCAAGAACUGUGUUAAUGCAUGUGGGAGAUGAGAAAAUUAAUCGUAAGAAAAAUGGUGGAGAUUUCAGUGUAAAUGAGAAGCACCUAAGGUCUCGUGUAAUUAAGUGUGUUUUGGAUGAAUCGCCUGAAGCUUCAGAGAGAAGGGCCAUCAGAAGUCCUCCUGGUGAGCUACCUUUAGAAAUGGCGAAUACUUUUACUGACAAGUGCGUAAGAUCUAGAACUGUGAAAAUGCAUGUGGGAACCGGCGAAGAGAAGUCCGGGAAAAGUGCUUCCAAGAAAAGUAGCGGUGAUUUCAGUGUAAAUGGGAAGGACUCAGGAUCUCGAGGAACAGCAUAUGCUUUGAUUGAAUUGCCCGAAACUUUGGAAAUGCGGAAUUUAAGGAGUAGCUUAAGGAAGUCUCCAAGGUUAAAUCAGGAGGCGGCUGAAAUCCGAAAACUUGAGAUGCUUGAGUUGCCCGAGAAAAGCACUCUUUCAAGUGAGAAGUGCUUACGAUCAAGAACUGUGAAAAUGCAUGUGGGAAACGAGAAAGAGAAGUCGGUGAAAAUUGCUUCCAAGAAAAGUAUUGGUGAUUUCAGUGUGAACGGAAAGAACUUAAGAUCUCAAGGAACAGCCUGUGCUUUGAUUGAAUUGCCCGAAAGUUCUGAAACAAGAAAUUUAAUGUGUAGGUUAAGGAGGUCUUCAGGGUUAAAUCAGGAGGGGGGUGAAAGCCCAAAAUUUGAGAUGCUUGAGUUGCCUGAUAAGAACACUGUUUCAGGCAAGAAAUGCCUAAGGACAAGAACUGUAAAAAAGGAGUUGCAGAAAGAGAGGAUGGAAAGAGAUGCUUCUGUGAAAAGUGCUUCUAGUGCUAUGUCAAGUGAGAAGUGCUUAUCGUCUCUGAAAUUAGAGUAUGCUUCAGAUCAAUUUCCUGAUACUUCUGAGGGACGGGAUAAGGGGAAAUAUGAUCUGGAGCCAGAGGUGAUGAGUGAGAAGUGCUUAAGGUCUAGGAAAAUUCAGUUUAGAGUAACUGAGGAUGAUAAUGGUGAGAAAACUGACGCAAUUUUAAAGCAGCAUGCUUCCAAGGAUGAAUGUAAAGCAAAGAACACAAUAGAAUCAGACAAAAAGGAGAAGGGCACUCAAUGUUGUUUUCUCGGAGACCCAAUUCCGCAAGAAGAGGCUGAUCAAAGGUGGCAGUGGCGGUAUGAGUUGAAGAGUAAAAAAAGGGGUCAAAGCUGGAAAUUAAAUGCUGGUGAGGAAGAUGAAAUCAUACUGAAUGUGGAUUGUCAUUAUGCUCAAGCUAAAGUUGGUAGCUGUGUUCUGAAUAUUGGGGAUUGUGUAUAUGUGAAGGGUGAGGGAAAGAAGAAACAUGUUGGAAGGAUCUUGGAAUUUUUCAAAACAAUGGAGGGUGAAGAAUACUUUAGGGUUCAAUGGUUUUUCAGGGCUGAAGAUACGGUUUUAAAAGAUGCUGCUUUGGUGCAUGACAAGAGACGUUUAUUCUACUCCACCUUACUGAAUGACAACCCAUUAGAUUGCAUCAUUUCAAAAGUCAAUGUUGUAAAAGUGCCACCUGCGCUAUGCCUAAAAUCAAACCCCGUUGCAUCAGCUGCUUUUUAUUACGAUAUGGAGUAUUGUGUGGAAUAUUCAACAUUUCGUACCUUGAGAACAGAAAUGUCUACAGAGAGUCGAUCAUUCUUGUCGAGUCCAAAGCAUUCUGAUGACAAACCAAUUACUUUGACACCCCUGGAGGUUUUGCCGAAUGACGAGUCUUUGAAACCAGAAUUAGCAUUACUAGAUCUAUACUCUGGAUGUGGUGGAAUGUCAACUGGAUUAUGUAUUGGUGCGAAGCUUUCUAGUGUAAAUCUUGUGACGAAAUGGGCAGUUGAUUACAAUAGCUCUGCAUGUGAAAGUUUGAAACUGAACCAUCCAGAAACCCAAGUUAGGAAUUCAUCUGCCGAGGAUUUUCUGGAGCUAUUAAGGCAAUGGGAGAAAUUGUGUAAGUUGUAUGUGUGCGAUUUAGAAAGAACACUCAAAUGUGAAUUGGAGAGUCCUUCUGAAGCUGAAGGCUAUGCCACCCAAUUGGAUGGAGAGGUCUCUUCCGGAGAAUAUGAGGUCUCCUGUCUAGUCGAUAUUUGUUAUGGUGAUCCUAGCGAUAGUGGAAAAUGUGGGCUACACUUCAAGGUUCGCUGGAAGGGGUAUGGUCCAGAUGAUGAUACAUGGGAAUCGAUCGAAGGAUUGAGUAAUUGCCAAGAGCGGAUAGAGGAAUUUGUUAGGAAGGGAUUUAAGUCUAAAAUCCUACCUUUCCCUGGUGAUGUUGAUGUCAUUUGUGGGGGCCCUCCAUGUCAGGGCAUUAGCGGCUAUAACCGCUUCAGAAACUUCGAUUCCCCGUUGUCUGAUGAAAGAAACCGCCAAAUCAUUGUCUUCAUGGAUAUAGUGGAGUUCUUAAAGCCCAAGUAUGUCUUGAUGGAAAAUGUGGUUGACAUCAUCAGGUUCGAUAAAGCCUCUCUUGGAAGAUACGCUUUAAGUCGUUUGGUGAACAUGAAUUACCAAGCAAGGCUAGGCACCAUCGCCUCUGGUUGUUAUGGUCUGCCACAAUUUCGUUUGCGUGUUUUCAUUUGGGGUGCACAUCCUAGUCAAAUCUUGCCCCAGUUCCCCCUUCCGACUCACGACGUUGUUGUCAGAUAUUGGCCUCCACCAGAAUUUGAGAGAAAUGUUGUUGCUUAUGAUGAAGGCCAACCUCGAUCACUUGAAGAAGUCCUCGUUCUCCGCGAUGCAAUUUCUGAUCUCCCAGCUGUUAGAAACGAUGAAAUCCGUGAGGAAAUGGCAUAUGAAAAGCCUCCAGAAACCGAGUUCCAAGCCUACAUAAGAUCCAGCAAAGAUGAAAUGAUGCGCCUUGUGUCAACCAGUGAUUCACAAACAAAAGUUUCUGUUUUAUACGACCAUAGGCCUUUACAGUUGUCUGAGCAUGAUUACUUGCGUGUUUGUCAAGUCCCACACCAAAAAGGAGCCAAUUUCAGGGACUUCCCUGGACUUGUCGUCGGAGAAGAUAACGUGGUUCGUCGCGAUCCAACCAAAGAGCCAGUGAUGCUACCAACAGGAAGGCCACUUGUUCCAGACUGUGUAUUAAGUUUUAAACAAGGGAAGUCGAAAAAUCCAUAUGCAAGAUUAUGGUGGGACGAAACGGUAUCGACAGUAGUGACCUUUCCCCAUGUUCGUUCGCAGGCAGUUUUACAUCCUGAGCAGGACAGACUUCUCACUAUACGCGAAUAUGCUAGAUUGCAGGGAUUCCCAGAUUUUUACAGAUUUUGCGGAACAAUUAAAGAAAGGUACUGUCAGAUAGGGAAUGCCGUGUCUAUUCCAGUGGCACGAGCCUUGGGAUAUGCUCUUGGAAUGGCAUACCGGAAGGUAAUUGGAGGUGAGCCGCUUAUGACAUUGCCACCUGAGUUCUCUGACCACGGGCCUACGGUUGAUGAAACGGUUGUCUAAAGGAGGUAAACCAAAAUUCAUUGUAGCUUAUGCUAGUUGACAUGGUGCAAAUUUCUCAUCAUGCGACAUUUGUUGUACAUGUAUGUAUGUUAUUAGGACCAUUUUCAUUUCUCUGAUCAUUGAACUGAAUGAUGUGUUAAAUGUCUAUUAACUUAUAAAGCAACAUUACAUAGACAGACACAUUGAGGAAAAUGAUGAUGUUGCUUUAUCGCAAAAA